Pimephales promelas (fathead minnow) is the source of this 1873-nucleotide messenger RNA. It is a transcript of the gene sprn, whose product is annotated as shadow of prion protein. Gene Ontology annotation, cellular component: membrane. Lineage: Eukaryota; Metazoa; Chordata; Actinopteri; Cypriniformes; Leuciscidae. The record is from RefSeq and is a predicted model, not a curated record.
GUUUUGAGAGCAUGCAAUUGGCAUGCCGACUGCAUGAAUAUCCGCCCGAGCUGUUGCUCGACCGCAGACCAUGUAUAACCACCAGCCCAAGACCUCUUUAUCCAGCAUCUUCACCUCCAAGAUCGUCCCACCCGGACCAGCCACCCGGACAGCUGCUGCUACAAUCAGUUUGCAUUACCUAAGAAUUUCUGCAGAAACUGUCAGAAACCGUCUCAGGGAAGCUCAACUGCAUUCCUGUCAUUCACAUCGCUGUCUCGACCUGACUGUAGUUCGUCAUCGUAACCGACUUAAGUGGGCAAAUGCUCACAUUUGAUGGCGUCUGGCACUUUGGAGAGGUGUUCUUAAUGGAUGAAUCCUGGUUUUCACUGUAUGGGCAGAUGGCAGAAAGCGUAUGCAUUGUGUGGAGCAGCAAACCUGAUGACUGCUACACCUGCCAUUUGUUAAUUCAUCAUCUCCAGCAGCAGCAUACACGAGCAGAGCUUUACAUAACGUGUGCAUUUGAUUUGAUCUCACACAUGAUAGUGAGAUAUCGCCGGUUGUUCUGUGGACACGGACACAAACGGAGGGUGAUCCAGAAUGAACAGGGCUGCUGCCACCUGCUGGAUAUUUCUCCUGCUUUCAGCAUUCCUCUGCGAUCAGGUGAUGUCCAAAGGCGGCAGAGGAGGUGCCAGGGGCUCAGCACGGGGCAGCGCCCGAGGCGGCCGGACAUCCCGCACCCGAGGCUCCCCCGCCGUGCGGGUGGCAGGAGCAGCGGCGGCCGGGGCUGUGGUGGCACUGGGAGCCGGAGGAUGGUACGCGUCGGCCCAGCGCCGACCGGAUGACAGCUCAGAGCAUGGUGAUGAUUACUACAGUAACCGAACAGACUGGGAGCUUUACCUCGCCAGGACAUCAAGCGCAAUAGUGUAUGACUCCACUACCACUAAACUUUCCACUCUGCUCCUACCAAUAAACCUGGUCAUGUACUUUGCCCCUUGAGGCAGUUUAAGACACAGCGUAAUAAGCUGCUUAUGUAUGUUACUGUGCAACACCUAUGUUUAAUAAUGUGUCUGUUGCACAACAAAGAGGAUAUGAAAACAAAAGGCAGAUUCAAAACUUCUAUUUAGUUUAGUAGACAUUUUAGGAAUAUGAUCUGAAGUUAGACUGCUUAGUUUGCUUCAACAGGAGCAUUAGUAACUAUACAACUAUAGACUACUUAAAUUAUGCUGGUCACAUCAUGUAUUGGAUGGCAAAAAUACUGUGUUAUUGUUGUGCUGCUGAACGGCUGGAGAACCACCACUGUAAUUGAGAUGAAUCUUUUUUUAAUGAACCUUUGUCUCUUUAUCAAUAUUUAUGUUCACAUUUAACUAAUAAUUGUGUUUAGAUAGAAGAGGUAUGCUGUAACAUGUUUAGAAUAUGAAAACCGUUUCUAUCUGUACCUGUACUUCCAUUGCUGUGGGUGUUAAAAUGUCCUGUUUUUAAAUUUCUACUACCGGUAUUUCUAGUAGAUUUUUUUGAUAAUGCAGUAUCUAUUAAGUACACAAGUUUUUAAAAAAGGCUGUGAAAUUAAAGCUGUUUUUAUAAUCUAACACUACAUAAGCACUGUUUGCCAGCUGUUAGAUACAUUUAAGAGAUUACAUUUUAGAUAUCAAAGCAAUUACAUGCCAAAUAUUUGAUAAAAUGGACAUAUUAGUAAGGAAAAACAGCUGAUGUGAAAGUAGACAAGUAAUUUGUGUUGGCAACUGAUGUUUGGUUUUAAUCUUCGCUUUUCACAUACAAACUUAUGCACUCAAGAUACCAAUGCUGUUAAAAUUAAACUGAAUAAUGUAUUGCUUCAAUUACACUCACUGCCCCUUUGACCUGAUAACUACACAAUAAAAACAAGACAUGUCCAAAA